UAUCGUUAGUUUUAUCAAAACAAAAACAGUGCUGUCGUCAAGGUUAAGUGUAUCUAGUUCUAUUUUCAUUGCUAAAAAUAUCAAACAUUUCUUAAUACAUUAACACAACAACAAAUACAAGACGUUUUAAUUUUUACUUCAAACAAAACUUUAACUUAUUGCAUUCCCUGAACUAGGAAAAAGGUAGAAAAAUAAAACACGUUCACUUCCAGUGAAACAGGCAUAUUUAGGAAAUAUGGCAAAUGUUGUUUUGGGAAUACGGUUAUCUCUGUUUGAUUUUCAAAGAGUUAAGGUGGAUGAAGUGGACCUCCAAACUAAAGUUGAAAAAUUUAAAAUAGAUGUAUCAGAAAAGGCCAACCUCCCUAAAGAGAGUUUAGAACUAGUUUACUGUGGGAACAUUCUUGAUGACGACUCCACUUUACAUGCUUGUGGAAUAAAGUCCGGUGUUAUGAUCCAUGUAUUAAAGAAAAAGGCAAAAGAACUUCCUAAACCAACUCAAACAAUGUCAGAAGUUGACAUACAAAAUUUGGUCAUGGCCUUCAGAGCUUUAACAAUGAACCCAUCCUACAGGAGCUCGCUUCAGAAACUGAGUCGCCCGGACAUACUAGACAACAUCGUACAGAUCACGCCAGGUCUCAGCCAAGACCCUGUAGCCAUCUCCAUGAUACAAGACUCCGAGCUCCUAGUCCGUAUGGGUGACAUCGACACUGUCCGCAGGAUCGUAGAACUCCACCCGGCUCUGGCGGAGGCGGCCAAUCACAUCGCAGCGGCAGUACACGAGGAGGCCAUCACAGCCUCUGCGACUACACAGCCAACCACCAGCUCCGGCUACUCAUACUCACUGGACGCGCUCAGCGACGAUGAGGAGAUGGACUCAUCUCAGUCAUCUGACUCCCAGCCUGCUAACCGACACGCUAUCACUGCAGCCCAACUGGCCAGUGCCCUGGCAUCCGCCAACAGCCCAAGUCCUGGAGCUCUUCAGUCUCAGGAUGGAGGGGGAAUCACCUCGGAGAUGUUUAACCAGGCUAUGCAGAGGGCCAUUGCCAGUGUUGUGGGACAGCCUGGCACACCAGCGCCAGAGGCAGAUGCUCCUGAGGGAGGCGCCGGGACUCUGGGACAAGCGCAGCUGGCGCAACAAAUGCAGCAGAUGAGGGAGCUCGGCCUGACAGACGAUGCUGUCAAUCUGCAAGCUUUACAGCUGGCUCAGGGCAACCUACAUGCAGCUGUCGACCUGGUGUUCAGUGGGGCUAUCUCCCCUCCGUGAAAAAACAUGUGUGGUCUAGGAGAAAACUAUGUUGAAAUGUGGUGUGCUAAACUAAAAUGGAGACAAGAUUGGUUUAUGUGAUCUUACAACAAAUAAAGAUGUGUAAAUUUUGUUCUUUAAAACACAUUAGGCUUAUCACUGUUUGUUUUACAUCCCAAGCAGACUGUCUUGGUUGAAUUUGUACUUUUGAGUUUAAUUUAGAUAACUUGUUUAACAAGAUGUUUAUACCUUUUUGAUUGAGAUUAAACACUUGCUUUAUUAUUGUUACAAUUA
Molecule: messenger RNA, 1537 nt
Organism: Macrosteles quadrilineatus (aster leafhopper)
Lineage: Eukaryota; Metazoa; Arthropoda; Insecta; Hemiptera; Cicadellidae
Product: ubiquitin-like protein 7
Exons: 8
Coding region: 236-1264 (342 amino acids)
Biological process (GO): ubiquitin-dependent protein catabolic process
Cellular component (GO): cytosol
Molecular function (GO): polyubiquitin modification-dependent protein binding
Source: RefSeq, a predicted model, not a curated record